AUGACUGAUAUGGAUAUUAUGAGUCAAGCGUCUGUUUCGCUGCUAUCUGUGCUCCGUGACACUAUUUACCGAACAUGCGCAGACCGCUCGGCCUUUUCUCAGUCCAGCGGAGUCUUAAAUCCGUCCUGUGACUCCGCUCUCCCAUUUAACAGUGGGCGAAAAGUCAGCAAAAUGGGCUUUGUCAAAGUUGUGAAGAACAAGGCGUACUUUAAGAGGUACCAGGUGAAAUUCAGGCGAAGGCGAGAGGGUAAAACGGACUUCUUUGCCCGCAAGCGUCUGGUGAUUCAGGACAAGAACAAGUACAAUACUCCUAAAUACAGGAUGAUUGUACGAUUCACCAACAGGGACAUCAUCUGCCAGAUCGCCUAUGCCAAAAUCGAAGGGGAUAUGAUUGUCUGUGCUGCCUAUUCCCAUGAACUACCCAAGUAUGGAAUUAGUGUGGGAUUGACAAACUAUGCUGCAGCCUAUUGCACUGGUCUGCUGCUGGCCCGCAGGUUGCUGAAUAAAUUUGGAUUGGACAGCGUGUACGAAGGCCAGCUUGAGGUAACUGGUGACGAGUACAAUGUGGAGAGCAUCGAUGGCAAGCCUGGUGCCUUCACUUGUUACUUGGAUGCCGGUCUUGCAAGAACCACUACUGGCAACAAAGUGUUCGGCGCCCUGAAAGGAGCUGUUGAUGGUGGACUGUCCAUCCCUCACAGCACCAAACGUUUCCCCGGUUAUGAUUGUGAGAGUAAGGAGUUCAACGCAGAGGUCCAUCGCAAGCACAUCAUGGGCCAGAACGUCUCGGAGUACAUGAGCUAUCUGAUGGAGGAAGAUGAGGACGCCUACAAGAAGCAGUUCUCUAGGUUUAUCAAAAAUGGCGUUACUCCCGACAAGGUUAAUGACAUGUAUACCAAGGCUCAUGCUGCUAUCCGGGAGAAUCCUGUGCAUGAAAAGAAACCCCUGAAAGAAGUCAAGAAGAAGAGGUGGAACCGCGCCAAGUUGUCUCUGGCUCAGAGAAAGGACCGCGUUGCUCAGAAGAAGAGCAGCUUCCUCCGAGCACAGGAACAGGCAGACGACAGCUAAAGUGUUGCUUCCAAUUUUCAAGUCAAAAUACACUUCUAAUAAAUAUAUUGGAAAAGACA
Messenger RNA from Acipenser ruthenus (sterlet), 1124 nucleotides. RefSeq names its product large ribosomal subunit protein uL18. The transcript is spliced from 9 exons. Gene Ontology annotation, cellular component: cytosolic large ribosomal subunit; ribosome. Gene Ontology annotation, molecular function: 5S rRNA binding; structural constituent of ribosome. Gene Ontology annotation, biological process: translation; ribosomal large subunit assembly. The record is from RefSeq and is a predicted model, not a curated record. Bases 1 to 1065 code for a protein of 354 amino acids. Lineage: Eukaryota; Metazoa; Chordata; Actinopteri; Acipenseriformes; Acipenseridae.